UUAAAAACAGUUUAAUAUCCUCCUUCGAUUUCAGAUUUAUUUACGGUUUCUGACAUAACAUAUGACGAACACGGCGGCGGCGACAUCGGAGGCGAAGAUGGCGGCGGCGACAUCGGAGGCGAAGAUGGCGACGGAGACGCCGAAGAUAGUGUGGAACGAAGGGAAACGGAGAUUCGAGACGGAGGAUCACGAAGCUUACAUAGAGUACAAGAUGAGAAACAACGGUAAAGUGAUGGAUCUGGUCCAUACCUACGUUCCUUCCUCCAAACGAGGAUUAGGUUUAGCUUCUCAUCUCUGCGUCGCUGCUUUCGAACACGCCUCCUCUCACUCCAUCUCCGUCGUCCCUUCCUGCUCCUACGUUUCGGAUACGUUCCUUCCUCGAAACCAGUCAUGGAAGCCUCUAGUUCACUCAGAGGAUCUCAAGUCUAGCAUCUGAAGUGAAACUACUCUCCCUUCUCUUUGUGUCCUCUCUGUAAUAAAAUUAAGUAAUGUCUCUAACUAAAAUGUCCCCAAUAAUAAUAAUCGUUGAUUGUGUAUCUUUGAAACAUCUUUGUAAUCAAAAUCAGAGCGACAUAAAUCUUUAUGAAUCAUAAAAGCUUUCACUUA
Molecule: messenger RNA, 606 nt
Organism: Camelina sativa (false flax)
Lineage: Eukaryota; Viridiplantae; Streptophyta; Magnoliopsida; Brassicales; Brassicaceae
Source: RefSeq, a predicted model, not a curated record